CCUCCCCUCCGCCACCGAUCUCGGAGUGAGCGAGAGGAAGCUGAAGCUGUGGCGCAAGAAGGGCGGCGGCGACCUCGAGCCGGUCCUCGCGAGCGGCGCCGUCGCCCUCCUCGACGCGCAGUGGGUCAUCAGCCACGCCGAGGCGGGCGGCGUCCUCACCCACCGUCAGGCGCUGCUCAAAGAGGCCUUCCUCUCUUUCGCCGACCUCGUCGAGGCGACCACCAAGUAUGACCGCCUUCCCGUCGCCGCGCUCUCCUACCCGUGGCUGACCAAGGACCACCCCGACCCGCGCGGAGCCAACCUCGCCCGCGUCGCAAGGGCGCUCAAGGCCCUGCUCAGCGAUCCCGACUACAUCCCGCGGCUCGGCGUCUUUUGGGACUUCGGCUCGCUGCACCAGCACCCCGACCCCGCCAACGGCGUCCUGCGCACCGAGGAGCAGAACGCGCUCUUCAAGCAGGGUUUGGGCUGCCUCGGCACGCUCUACUCUCACCCGAAGACUUGGGUGCUGCGGCUGACCUCCUUCCCGGACGGCCACAAGGCGGAGGAUCAGGCCGAGGGCACCAACGUGGCCAAGUACGUUGACCGCGGCUGGUGCGGGCGAGCCUGACUAAGGCCAGCGCCCUCUCGCUCGACCUCGGCAAGAUGCGCGACGGCACGGAGUACGACUGGGACAGCCUCAUCCUCGACUGCACCCAGGACGGCGGCCGGCGCCCUCCGCUGCUGCCGUCUGCGUUCGCGGCGGAGCUGGAGAAGAAGAGCUUCACCAACGGCAAGGACGACAAGCCGCUGGUGAAGCGGCUGUACGAGGCCGCCUUCAAGGAGCAGUUUGGCAAGGCGGCCCAGCUGGACUACGGUAGCCUCGGCUGGGGCGACGCGGAGGCGGCGCAGCUGGCGGAGGUCCUCGCGAGCGGGGCAGCGCCGCGGCUCAAGGAGCUCUGGCUCAACGGCAACAAGAUUGGCGACGAGGGUUGCAAGGCGCUGGCCGCCGCCCUCAAGGAGGGGGCCGCCCCGAGCUUGAAGGCGCUGGGCAACAAGGAGCAGCCUGAGCUGGUGGCCGUGUGCAAGGAGCGCGGCAUCAGGCGGGUCUGAGCCUCUCCAGCGGGGCCCGGCGGGAC
Messenger RNA from Emiliania huxleyi CCMP1516, 1115 nucleotides. RefSeq lists its product as hypothetical. The record is from RefSeq and is a predicted model, not a curated record. Bases 643 to 1089 code for a protein of 148 amino acids. NCBI's taxonomy places the organism in Eukaryota, Haptophyta, Isochrysidales, Noelaerhabdaceae. The transcript is spliced from 4 exons.